GGCCCUAGGGUGGAGCUGCGUCUCCUAGCCGCAGAGUUAGGGAGAGCCCUGAGGCAGGGCCUGAGGGAGAAGUGGAGCAAAGAACCCUGAGUCGAGAUGGGAGCGCUCCCCGAGAGCCAGGCUGAGGCCGGGGUCGGACUGCGUGGGGCGGGGUAGAAGAUUAAACACUUUAAGAUGAGAAAAAUUGACCUGUGUUUGAGCUCUGAGGGGACAGAAGUGAUUUUAGCUACAUCAAGUGAUGAAAAACACCCUCCUGAAAAUAUGAUUGAUGGGAAUGCAGAAACAUUUUGGACCACAACAGGAAUGUUUCCCCAAGAGUUCAUUCUUUGUUUUCACAAACAUGUAAGGAUUGAAAGACUUGUAAUCCAAAGUUACUUUGUGAAAACGUUGAGGAUUGAAAAGAGCACAUCUAAAGAGCCAGUGGAUUUUGAGCCAUGGAUUGAAAGAGGUUCCCAUCGCAGAUUAUGGAAGGCCUGGGCCUCCUUGAGGACCAAGCCCAACUGCCCGCCCAGCUCGAGGGAUUGCUCUGUGCUCUGUACUCCCUGGGCAGAUUGUCUUUAUCUCCGCCGUCCCCAUCGUAUUUGCUUUGAGUUAUGGUCAUUGCCAUGUACGCCUAGUCCCCCACGAGGGUAAGCUGCUGGAGAGCAAUGGCUGGGCCUCGUCUGUCUAUGCAUUUCUCAGCACAGGGAAGAAGAAUCCAUGCUCAAUUCAUGUCUGAAGCAUUAAACUGAAGAGAAUUGAA
Messenger RNA from Suricata suricatta (meerkat), 742 nucleotides. It is a transcript of the gene IFT25, whose product is annotated as heat shock protein family B (small) member 11. The record is from RefSeq and is a predicted model, not a curated record. Bases 175 to 633 code for a protein of 152 amino acids. Gene Ontology annotation, cellular component: cilium; intraciliary transport particle B; centrosome. The transcript is spliced from 5 exons. NCBI's taxonomy places the organism in Eukaryota, Metazoa, Chordata, Mammalia, Carnivora, Herpestidae. Gene Ontology annotation, biological process: intraciliary transport.